AUGGCAUCCAGUGAUUACCCACCCGUAAAGCAUACAAUCGGCCGUGGUGCCUACGCCACAGUUUACAAGGGGAGAGAUAAGAACGUGAAGGGGAGGUACGUGGCCAUGAAGGAAGUCAUCCUGCCCACAAACAAUGAAGAUGGACUCCCACCAAGCUCCGUCAGAGAAAUUGGAUUACUGAAACAUAUUGAAAAAACUGGGCAUCCUAACAUUGUAAAGCUCUUGGAUGUCUUCUUCGGUAAUCGAUCGUUGAGGCAUACGAAAUUGGUUUUGGUUUUUGAACACUGUAACCAGGAUUUAUCCCAGUACAUCUCAAGAUCACCUGAAUCAGGGAUAGACUGCAAAACAAUCAAAAGUCUGAUGCAUCAGAUACUGUCUGGAAUAGACUUCUUGCAUUCCCAUCGAGUCUUCCAUAGAGACCUCAAGCCUCAAAACAUCCUCGUCUCCGACGAAGGAGUCGUCAGGAUCGCUGAUUUUGGCCUUGCUAAGAUUUAUUCAUGUGAUAUGACUCUGACCUCUGUUGUGGUGACCUUGUACUACAGAUCCCCUGAGGUACUUCUUAAUCUGCCCUAUGGAAGUUCUGUUGAUUUGUGGAGCUGUGGAUGCAUCUUGGCCGAACUCUUCACUGGAAGACCUCUCUUUCCAGGCACUUCAGAACAUGAUCAAAUCUCCAGGAUAUUCCAAUGUUUAGGUGUACCAUCAGAAAGGGACUUCCCCGAUGUUCGUGUACCGUUAGAUACGUUUACUCAGGUUGAAUCGCAAUCUCUUGAAAAUCUCGUGCCCCAAGCCACCCCGCCUGCUUUUGAAUUAAUAAAGAGAAUGUUAGUGUACAAUGGAGAUGAACGAAUCACGGCAAAACAGGCUCUCGAUCACGCAUUCAUCAAAGACGCCGUACUCCCAGUUCCAUCAAAAAUGACAUCUUCCUCAUCGUCUUCCUCAUCAUCGCCUGACUGUUCCUCAUCACCGCCACUAUUAAUAAGCGGCGGUUCAUCGCGACUCUCCUCACCUCCUCACAAACGAUCCAACCUCACGUGUAGCAACAGCAGCAGCAACAGCAGCAGCGAUUACAUCAACAACGACAAGCAAGCACUGACAGAAAACAGCAGCUUGUACAAUUCUUCCAAUGCUUCUAAAAAUUCAUCUGCUGCUCAAACUCUCCACAACAGCAUCCACAGUGACAACACUAUUGUCUACACGAACAACAACAGCAACGAUGAUUCCAAACCACUUGCCUAUGAAUGCAGUCCUGCCAAGAAAACAAGAUAAAAGAAAUAUCCUCUCUUGCUCUCUCUAUUUCUCUCUUUUUUUCAAAAUAAUUUAAUCUCUCUCUCUCUCUUUCCCUCAAAAUGAUUAAUUUUAUUUUAUUGUUAUUAUUAUCAUAAUUAUUUGAUGUGGCCAUUAUAAAUGUUGUGAAACUCUGAAUGAAUGAAACCUCAAUAGAAGCUUCCUAUAAUGAUCACUGUUUAUUGUUAGUUGUUCAAUAUUCAUUUGACAAUCUACGCAUGUGAUUUUUAUGUGAAACUAUUUAACGCGUUUUGUAUUAAUCACAACUACUGGUUGUAUUGUAUUCUUAAUAUUUAAAUUGCAACGUCCAAAUAAUUUCAAACGUGUAUCUGUAUUGUGUACAUAUUACAAUGAUAUCAAUCAAACGUGUAUCUACUGUGUACAUGUACAUAUUACAAUGAUUUCAAUCUACCG
This is a messenger RNA of Helobdella robusta, 1698 nucleotides long. RefSeq lists its product as hypothetical. Gene Ontology annotation, molecular function: ATP binding; cyclin binding; cyclin-dependent protein serine/threonine kinase activity. The transcript is spliced from 10 exons. Lineage: Eukaryota; Metazoa; Annelida; Clitellata; Rhynchobdellida; Glossiphoniidae. The record is from RefSeq and is a predicted model, not a curated record. Gene Ontology annotation, cellular component: nucleus; cytoplasm; cyclin-dependent protein kinase holoenzyme complex. Gene Ontology annotation, biological process: regulation of G2/M transition of mitotic cell cycle; regulation of gene expression; signal transduction. The coding region runs from base 1 to 1266 and encodes 421 amino acids.